Aureobasidium melanogenum CBS 110374 is the source of this 480-nucleotide messenger RNA. RefSeq lists its product as uncharacterized. The record is from RefSeq and is a predicted model, not a curated record. Gene Ontology annotation, cellular component: membrane. The coding region runs from base 1 to 480 and encodes 159 amino acids. Lineage: Eukaryota; Fungi; Ascomycota; Dothideomycetes; Dothideales; Saccotheciaceae. The transcript is spliced from 2 exons.
AUGGCCGCAGUACAGUCACUCCUCAAACCAGUCUUCGCCCUCGUGGGCUGGACGUUCGCAAUGGAAGGCUGGAUGUACGCAACCCGCCUUCCCGCAAUGACAAAAUACAAAGUCAAGACGGAUCCAAACUUUUCAAAAGAAAAGCUGAACAAUCAGAUUCCUCCUCAUGUGAGAUGGAAGGCCGACAACUACGACCAUCUCCACGAAGCACCUACGCGUUUCUACGCCGUAGCGCUUGGACUUGCAUUGUAUGCUAGCACUUCGCCUGCUGCGUUGACGACGGGGUUUAUGGCUACAGAGGCGAAACUGGCUUGGGGGUAUGUGGCUCUGAGAGUUGCGCAUAGUAUUGUGCAGGCGAGCGCAAAUCCUAUCAUGGUGAGGUUUAGUCUGUUUGCUGCUAGUGAGCUUACUAUGUUGGGAUUGUUGCUCAAGGGGGUUAGUGCAGUGUAUGCUGCUAAGGGUGUUGGCAGUUUGAUCUGA